AUGUACGUAGUCACCAAGAACCAUCCAUUCUAUUCCCCCGUUUCCCCUGAUAUCCCUCCCCUCGAAGUUAUCUUGGGAUGUGGUGAUCCCGCGGAUCUCCUUCCCCCUCGGAAAGACCAAGAGGAUGUUUAUGAUUCCGCCUCCUUUACGUUUACCGAUAGCGAAACGGACGACGACCUCGAUUUUGAUACGAAAUCAGACCAAAUCUAUCACGAUAAUAACGAUAACAAUCUUGUCAAUAGCAGCAAUAGCAUCGGUACAACGGACAUCCGACAGAUCAAUCAACCAGUGCAUACCAUCAAUACGAAUAUAAUCAACAACAGGCAUAACGGCAUCUUUCACAACAGCACCAACAGCAAUAAUAAUAUUAAUAACCCUCAUCAACGCCAAUACGUCAACCGACUUAUGGACGACAUCGUCAGGAAUAAUAGUUACAUCAUGAAUAACGCAAACUUCGUCAAUAAACGAGACAAAUCCCUCAUGAGCGGUGAUGGUAACGAAGAUGACUGUGCGACCGACCAAAGCAUAUUCUGUGACAGUACUUCGACCAGUUCGGAGCGACCCUUCAAUCCGGACUACCCAUUUACUCCACCUACUUCUUCACCCACACCGGAAGACGAUGACCCCUCCCCUCGUCGACCUGCUUCUAAAGCGAAGCAGAAUCUCGAUGCGAACCCAUUCUCAACCGAAUCCUUGGACUUGAGCCGACUUCCUCUUCCGCCUCAAGGAGGUGAAAGUAGCUCCAUGGCAUCGAAACGAAAAGCCAAAGACCAGAAUUACCACAGAGGUAGUACCCCCAAAGCCAAGAAGACAGGAGAAAAGGGAGUAAGAACGAAAGUGGCAUGUCAAGCUUGUAGAGCACGAAAAGCCAAGUGUUCCGGUGGUGAAGUUUGUUCACGAUGCGAACAACUCAAACUUUCUUGUGAAUAUGAAGAAAUCAAAAGACGAUCGCCUUCACCUUCACCUAGAUCAUCCAAUCGAGAUAUUCUCAAUCGCAGCAAUUUCAUCCCUAUUCAGAAUGUCUCCGGUGUGAAAUCAGAAGCCGAAGCUGUCGAGCCAUUUUUUUGGAAACCUCAAGUCCCCCAUCGACCGCUAGGCGUGGAUGAUAGGGAUGAUACCCGAAGCUCGGCAGUUGGUCCAGGAGGAUUGAUCACUCCCACCAGCGGUCCUGAAUCCCUCGAUGAUGAUGAAGAAGAAGAAGAUGACAAUGGAGAGGGGCAUGCAAGACAGUUUGACAGAGAGGGAAAGAGAAAAGCAAAGGAUCAAUAA
Molecule: messenger RNA, 1269 nt
Organism: Kwoniella mangroviensis CBS 8507
Lineage: Eukaryota; Fungi; Basidiomycota; Tremellomycetes; Tremellales; Cryptococcaceae
Exons: 3
Coding region: 1-1269 (422 amino acids)
Biological process (GO): regulation of DNA-templated transcription
Molecular function (GO): DNA-binding transcription factor activity, RNA polymerase II-specific; zinc ion binding
Source: RefSeq, a predicted model, not a curated record